AUGGCACCACCUGUGGUCCAGCUCCUGUUCCUCCAGCUUGUUCUAGAGCCAGCUUUGGUCGAAAACAUCCAGCUACAGCUUGCCAUCAAGAACUUCCGUACCUUACAUAUCGACUAUCCCAAGGUUAACUACGCAAAGGGUUUCCGGGGCUACUGUAAUGGUCUGAUGUCCUAUGUACGGGGCAGACAACAAACCUGGUAUUGCCCAAAGAUCCAUUAUGUCUUACAUGCCCCGUGGACAGCCAUCAAGAAGUUCUGCAAGUACAGUGAGAGCUUCUGUGAGAAUUACAAUGAAUAUUGUACAGUCACCCAGGACUCCUUCCCCCUCACAAUCUGCUCCCUGAGCUCCAAGCAGCCAUCCACCAGCUGCCACUACACCAGCACCCUAACCAACCAAAGGCUCUAUCUGCUCUGCUCCCAAAAGUAUGAUGCUGAACCGAUAGAUAUCAUUGGCCUCUACUAGGGAUGGGAGGUGCUAAGUCUGAACUAGCCCCCCUACUGCCGCUACGGACCAGCCUGUCCCCACUCCUGAAGCUCUGAUCCCUGGUACAAGGCUUCCUUCCUGGCUUCAAAGGUAGGCAGGAUCCCCUCCCAAGAGACCAGGGAGAUAGGAAAUAUGUCCAGAGCUUUGGUCACCAUGCAAAGUUGUACUGUCUUCUAGGCGCUUUCUAACUUGUUUAUCUCCCCGCAUCACUCCUGCCACCAUCUUCCCUCUCCCACAGACAGUUUCACCCACCCAAGAAGCUGACUGUGUCCAGUUGGCAGUGACUGUUCAUCUACUGGGCCAGAUCCUGUAUCGUGGCUGGAGGCCAGAGCCUCAGCUCACACCAUGGUACCAGUUCCGAGUCUCAAACCCCCAUCCCUGCCACCCUUCCCUUUUCAGUCUUCCCCAUUUCCCUUAUGAUUCCCUCUA
Messenger RNA from Eubalaena glacialis (North Atlantic right whale), 912 nucleotides. RefSeq names its product ribonuclease A family member 13 (inactive) (gene RNASE13). Bases 1 to 462 code for a protein of 153 amino acids. Gene Ontology annotation, molecular function: nucleic acid binding. Lineage: Eukaryota; Metazoa; Chordata; Mammalia; Artiodactyla; Balaenidae. The transcript has a single exon. The record is from RefSeq and is a predicted model, not a curated record.